CCGCGCGCCUCGGAGGGGACGGGCGGGCGGCUGCUGAGUAAUCCCCGCGGCGGCUGGAGGCGGCGGCCUGGGCGCCCACAUCCCCCGCCGCGCUGCAGCUGGACCCGGGCUCCUCCCUCCGCGCCCCGCCCGCCGCGCCCCUCCCCCGCGCCCGCUCCGGCGCGCUCCGGGCAGGUAGAGCCGGGCUCCGGGCGCGAGCGGGGGCCGCAGCAGCUGCUACCCCACCUCGCCUCGGCCCUGCGCAGAGCCUCGCGCGCCCAUGGCUGGCUCGGAGCAGCAGCGGCCGCGGCGGCGGGACGACGGAGACUCGGCGGCGGCGCCCCUGCAGGACGCGGAGCUGGCCCUCGCCGGCAUCAACAUGCUGCUCAACAACGGCUUUAGGGAGUCGGACCAGCUUUUCAAACAAUACAGAAAUCGUAGCCCAUUAAUGAGUUUUGGAGCCAGCUUUGUCAGUUUUUUGAAUGCCAUGAUGACAUUUGAGGAAGAAAAAAUGCAGUUGGCAUGUGAUGACUUAAAAACCACAGAAAAGCUGUGUGAAAGUGAAGAGGUUGGAGUCAUUGAAACAAUCAAGAAUAAAAUUAAGAAGAAUGUUGAUGUCCGAAAAUCCACCCCCUCUAUGGUUGACCGGCUUCAGAGGCAGAUAAUCAUAGCUGACUGUCAAGUUUACUUGGCUGUGCUCUCGUUUGUAAAGCAAGAAUUGUCAGCAUACAUAAAAGGUGGGUGGAUCCUUAGGAAAGCCUGGAAGAUUUACAAUAAAUGCUAUUUGGACAUCAAUGCCCUCCAAGAGCUGUAUCAGAAGAAGCUAACGGAAGAGCCCUUGACUUCUGACGCUGCAAAUGAUAAUCACAUUGUGGCUGAAGGGGUGUCUGAGGAGUCUCUAAACAGACUGAAAGGUGCUGUGAGCUUUGGAUAUGGCCUUUUUCACCUUUGCAUAUCCAUGGUGCCCCCAAACCUGCUCAAAAUCAUCAACCUGCUGGGUUUUCCUGGAGACCGCCUACAGGGGCUUUCUUCACUGAUGUAUGCAAGCGAAAGUAAGGACAUGAAGGCCCCUUUAGCUACAUUAGCGCUGCUCUGGUAUCAUACUGUGGUCCGCCCGUUUUUUGCCCUGGAUGGCAGUGAUAACAAAGCAGGCCUGGAUGAAGCGAAGGAAAUCCUUCUCAAAAAAGAAGCUGCUUAUCCAAAUUCUUCCCUCUUUAUGUUUUUCAAGGGACGCAUACAACGAUUAGAGUGUCAAAUCAACAGUGCCUUGACUUCCUUCCAUACUGCUCUGGAACUUGCAGUAGACCAGAGGGAAAUCCAACACGUGUGUCUGUAUGAAAUUGGUUGGUGCAGCAUGAUAGAGCUGAAUUUCAAGGAUGCGUUUGACUCCUUUGAGAGGCUAAAAAACGAGUCCCGGUGGUCCCAGUGCUAUUACGCCUAUUUAACCGCAGUUUGUCAGGGAGCCACCGGUGAUGUGGACGGGGCACAGAUUGUCUUUAAAGAAGUUCAGAAACUCUUCAAAAGGAAGAACAAUCAGAUUGAACAGUUCUCAGUGAAAAAGGCAGAGAGGUUUCGGAAACAAACCCCAACCAAAGCGCUGUGCGUGCUGGCGUCCAUUGAAGUGUUGUACUUGUGGAAAGCCCUCCCCAACUGCUCCCUCCCCAACCUACAGAGGAUGAGUCAAGCUUGCCAUGAAGUGGAUGAUUCAUCUGUCGUUGGAUUAAAGUAUUUGUUUCUUGGUGCCAUACACAAAUGUCUAGGGAACUCAGAAGAUGCUGUCCAGUUCUUUCAGCGAGCUGUUAAAGAUGAGUUGUGUCGUCAGAAUAACUUAUAUGUUCAGCCAUAUGCUUGCUAUGAACUUGGCUGUCUUCUGUUAGACAAACCAGAGACUGUAGGAAGAGGCAGAAGUCUCCUUCUUCAAGCAAAGGAGGAUUUCUCUGGCUACGACUUUGAAAACAGAUUGCACGUCCGCAUCCAUGCUGCUCUGGCUUCGAUGAGGGAAUUGGUUCCUCAGUGACAGACCCGAAGUUCCCGCUCUGUCCCUCCCCACACAGGUUCUGCACUUUAAAAGUAGAGGACACAGCUCUUAUGAAGAUCAGCUUUUCUUCUGAAAACCACCUGGGCCUGGGACACAUUUUCUCAGUUAGGUUGAUGUAUUAAAGAUCUCCUCUUUUAAACACAUAGCUAAAAAGUAAUAAUGAUGAUGAUAAUAGUAAUAAUAACUAACCACCUGGGGAGAGGGUUAAGUGACCUUGUUCAAACAUUUUAGUUUUGUGAUUUAUUAUUUUUUAAAUAAAAUUCAACUAAAUAUUCAACCUGCAAUCUUGUAGGAAUGCCUACUUGAAGCACACAUCUGACUGGGUAACACUAAGAGGUACCUGUAAAAUUAUUAACAGUAUCACGACGUAGCACUUAUAUCGUGUUUUGAAAAAAUAAAAGUGCUUUCUCGUGUUUUACUUUAUCCUCAAACUGUUUCUGAGAAUGACAUAGCACAGAUGUUUCCAUUGUCCAGACAAUGAAACUCAGGCACAAAAACGGCUAAUUGACUUAUCGCAAUUAAUUAUUCCUGUUAUUAUGGAGUAAUGAAUAGAAUGCAAGUCUCCUGACCACAGACCGAAUAUUCUUUCAUUGUAAAAUAUAUAUAUAUAUGUUAAUAACCAGGAUUCCAUGUUUUCUUAUUAAAAAACAAAUACUCUUCAGCUGAAGUUGUCAUCCUUAUCUCCAGAUGGUCUACAAAAAUGUUUCAAAGGACAGACACUUAUUCCUUUGACAGCCAGUCAAGUGAAAGCAAACAGAAGAUUGUUUUACAACCGAAAGUAUAGCUAUUUUGCUAAUUUAUUAGAAGACCUAGUCUAUAGACUGGAUAAAUAAUACCUACAUUUUUGGUGUUUCCUUUUCUUUAUGAUAAAUUGUCUAAUUACCAAUUUUUGGAAAUCUUUCAACAAAUUACUUGAAAAGGUUAUUCUUGAAUGAACAUAGAUUCUUUUGCCUCAGAAUAUUUGCUGAUGAAGGAUUCACUGGACUGUCUAUUGCCAGGACUUAAUCAUUUUCCCCUUAGCUCAGGUUAUUGAUAUUGGAAACAGAGUUCAAAGUUAUUUUUUAAUCCUUCGUUGCUAAUUUUUAUUGUCACCUCAUUUACCUCUUUGUUCAGUACUGCACACCUGUGGUUUUGAAGACUCUAUAUACCUCAGUCACUUAAGAAUUUCUGUCAUAAUUGUGUGCCUAACCUGGCUCAAAUCUUAAGGUUAGAUAUUUCUUAAAAUUUACGUUGCAAUAAAGAAUAUCAUCUUGGGGUGUCAUUUAUUUACAUAUCCUUUUAGCUGAAGUAUGAUCUCAUGCGACGUCAGUACUUUAAAAUAUUUCUCUUCAAAACAGACAUGGAAGGAGCAGCUAGAAUGUUGGCAGCCUCAAUCUACUUCAUCUGGUAUUGAGGGAAUAAUAACUUCUUCAAAAGAAAUGAUUAUUCCUCAUUGAUUUUGGCUAAUCUAUCUUCAUGUUUUCUCACUUCCAAAAUGCUUAUUAACAUUGACUUUCUUUCUAGCCUGACUGCUGCAGGGAUUUUAGAUGCUAGCCAGAGAGAAAAGAUUUCUGUCCUACUUUCAUGAACGGGAAGACCCAGAAGUCAGGUAUCAACAGAUGCCUUCGGAAAGGAAAAAUUUACGUCUAAAAAUGUUAGAUACCGGGUUUCAUCAAGGCUGAAGGGAAGAAUGUUAUGAAUCUUUAAAAUAUGGCUCUUGCCAUGUUGUUGUCUUUUUGGCUCUAGUGUAUGUGGCAAACUUCUCAGUUAUGGUUGUGGAACACUUAGAAUCACGAAGUUUUUGCUCCAGCGUUCAUACUUAAUUGAAUUUUCAGUUCAAAUGUUGCUUGAACUAUUUUUCAGUAUUGAGAGAUUACAUAAGGCCCCAUACUUCAGAAUUUUUUUUAAAAUUCCUAUAUUAACUGCUUUAAAAACUUUUAUUUCUCCAGAGAGAUUUCAGGAUUUCAAAUAAGUUUGUGUUCAGUUCACUUAACUGAACACACACCAUUAGAACACCAUCCAGUAAGUCUUUGUUAAUAGUAUGUUUAUAGGACAGGUGCAUUUAUAAACUGUCUCUUCUAGGUUUGAUGCAGGCUAGCCCCUGUGGUUUUUCUGGGAACCUGGUGGUAAAGCACGGAGAAGGGGUAGACAGUGGUUCUGAAGACUCUAAAAUAACAAAACCACGCUGUGAGUACACUGUACUGUUAGAUUCACUGAAAUCUGAGUACGUGUUUUUUAGUUGAGUAAUUCAUAACGGUUCUGGCCUUCGUGCUAUGACUUAUCCAACCUGUGAAUUACUGUGAUCUGUCUGGAAAACUAGUUUGGUGUAAAUUGCUCUUUACCCCUCGCUGAUGAAGAAAAUAAUCAUAUAAGCAGAACUAUUUGCAUCUAUGUGUGCUUUUUUAUGUUGGCAUUACUUCUUCCCCUUUUCCUGUUUUGGAGGCUGUCAAAUGGAUCUUCUAAUUUGUACGUGUCAGAUAUAUUUUUGUAUUAGACUGUGCCUAUGAUGAGAGAAAUCCCUAACGUGUAUUUUAUGUACUCGGAACACAUUUAUAAUUUGACGCACCUUGAGGCAUCGUCUAGUACUAAUCAUGUAAUAUGCAUCUUUGUGAUUGAUGUGUUUAAGAUUUUACUUUUACUGGGUUAGGUAUCUUUUUGAUUUCAGCACGUGAUAGCUAAGUAUUUGAGUAAAGAGUUAUUACUUUCAGAUGUGACAGAAAAUCAGAAUAUUUAUUGUCUCGUAUAAGUCAAUUAUUUAGAGAAUUUGCACUUUUUUCCUUCUGCCAACUCAGAGGACAAUGCAUACAUGAUUUUUAAAAUA
Globicephala melas (long-finned pilot whale) is the source of this 4817-nucleotide messenger RNA. It is a transcript of the gene TTC39C, whose product is annotated as tetratricopeptide repeat domain 39C. NCBI's taxonomy places the organism in Eukaryota, Metazoa, Chordata, Mammalia, Artiodactyla, Delphinidae. Gene Ontology annotation, molecular function: protein binding. The record is from RefSeq and is a predicted model, not a curated record. Gene Ontology annotation, biological process: otolith morphogenesis; cilium assembly.